Messenger RNA from Somion occarium, 1462 nucleotides. NCBI's taxonomy places the organism in Eukaryota, Fungi, Basidiomycota, Agaricomycetes, Polyporales, Cerrenaceae. The record is from the annotation of a GenBank genome assembly.
AUGUCAUGAGUACGCCUGACACGAAUCUGCCUGCCCUUGGCUCUUGACCUCUUACCUCCAAGUAUCGAAACCUCUCUAACUCUCGGUUGUCAACGUAUAACCGUGAUACUAUUUAUCUCAGCUUCCAACACUCCACAAUAACAACAUGGCGACAUCCGAAGAGGAAACCAAUCCUUACGAGCUACUUGGUGUAACACUAGAAUCAUCGGAGGCGGAAAUCAAAACUGCGUAUCGUCAAAGAUCGCUGAAAGUCCAUCCUGACAGGAAUCGCGGUAAUCCCGAUGCAGCACGCAAGUUCCAUGAACUCAAUCAGGCGUACGAGCUGUUGCUCGACCCUUUGCGUCGUAUGGCUCUCGAUGCCAAAGUUCGCAUCAAAGAAGCUCGUAAGGCUCGCUAUGCGCAAUAUGACCAUAAACGCAGGAACCUUGUGGAAGAACUGGAGGAACGCGAACGUGCUUUCAAGAGGUCCAAGAUGGAGAAGGAGGCAAAGCAGAAGGAAAUGUGGCGAGAGAACGAGCGUGUUAUGGAAGAAGGCAGGUUGAUGCGCGAAGCACGUGAGAAGGAACUUCGCAAACGAGAGGAGGAAGUGAUGGAAGAAGCAAGAAAAGCGAAAGAGAGGACGAGCGAACUUGAACCUCCGCCAGUUGGCACUCUCGACACAACCGUCCGAGUGAAGUAUACCCUUAGCACACACCCAGAACUUACGACUGCCGAACAACUCUCUGCCCUUCUACGUCCAUUCGGUGUCACUGAUAUUUCAGAUAUUCUCAUUUCUCUCAAACCGUCACCGCCGAAGAAACCCAAACGAGGAACUGCUAUUGUGCCUUUCAAGCAGAUCGGCGACGCUUUCGCGGCUGUAUGUGCAAGUGGCAGAGAGGAGAGGGGUUUGAAGGAUGUGGAGAUUACUUGGGCUGAAGGCAAGGAAUCUGGGCUUAUCGAAUGGUUGAAGAAGAUGGGUCAACUAGGCUCGAAUGGAGUAACGCCAAGUAGGUUCUCAGCAACCUCCACCGCAUCUUCUCCGGCAACUUCUCCAACACAGCCAUCUGGCGAACCUGACUCGACUUCUACACCGUUUUCUUCCUUCCCAUCUACAUUCGUAAGUUGUCCUCGUUAUAUCCUAAUGAAUGGAAAUGACCUAGCUUGUUCAAUAGCCGGACCUCCAAGACGCUUCAUCGUUCACUCCAACUAAGAGUGUACCUGGUCUUGACUAUGAGUCGCUGACACUGAUGAGACUUCGGCAAGCCGAACGAGAACGGUUGGAGCGAGAAAUCUUAGAACAAGAGGCGCAGCAAGGAUAAGCGGUAUAUGGUUUACCUAUGAUUCAAUGGUAGUGUCAUUCGCUGACUCUAUGCUUUAGCUUUUUUUUUUGUACCGUUAGACCCCCACUUGCUCUAUGUCUGUAGCAUGGUCUCGAUAUGCAAGGUUUCUUCGGACUUUCUCUUGCUACUUCAUACUUCUCAGG